AUGCCAGUUGGCCUGCGAUCACGUUCAUUGAAAAUAAAAACCGAACCUGAGGAGAUCUCUUCACCACCUCGAAUAAAACGUCGAGCACAAACGAAAGUAGAACUUCCUGAACAAGAUGAAAAUAAAGAAGAACCCGUACGUAAUGUUGAGGAAAUUCGUCGAAAAAAUCUUGAGGAUAACAAAGCAUUUUUAGAAGGUUUAUUAAUGACAAAAAUUCGUGAUGAUUUCAAAACUUUAACAAGUGCAUUACAAACAACAAUUAAAAAAGAAGCAAAAAAAAAUGGUUAUAAAUAUGUUACUGUUUCGGAAAAUGUUCCUGUUAGACGAUCACGUCGUCUUGCACAUAUGGAUAUUAAUGGAAAUAAACUUCCAUCACCCGAAGAAAGUGAUAAUGAAAUGGAUACUACUACUCAAAAUGAAAUUGUUGCUCCUACAUAUCAACGAAAAAUACAAAAACGAAUAAUAGAAAUUUCUCCAGAAGAACAAAAAGAACUCAACGAAAAGAUUAAAAUGUAUUUUGGAGAUAAUAAUCAAAAUAUCGAAUCGAAAAAAUCAACUUUUAAUUUUUCUGAUAUGGAAAUCCUUGAUCAAAAUUUUCUUAAAUUAACACCUGAUCGUCUUAUAUCCAUGGAUAUUCAUUCUCGUUCAGAUAUUCUAGCUAUUGCUGGUUGCGAUCGAAAGGGUACAAUUGGUCUUGUUGUUAAACCAACCGAUAAUUUAAAUGGUGCAUGGUGUAAAAUUAAUUAUAGUUUUCAUAAAGAAUACGCUACAUGUUGCCGUUUUGAUAAACUUAAUUCAAAUUGUAUCAAUUCAACAUCUUUUGAUUCAACAUUUCGCACAUGUGAUAUAACAAAAAAUGUUUCCACUGAAAUAUUUAAAGAUUCUCAACAAAAUGGAUUAACAGCGUUUGAUUAUUAUUCAUUACAAACAUUUUUGCUUUCUCGAGCCAAUGGUGAUGUAUUAUUAGUUGAUACACGAGCAAACCCAGUGUCAAUGGAAUCUUUUGAUGUGACAAAAAAACGUAUUCGUACUCUUGAUAUUAAUCCGAUGCAAAGAGAAGAAUUUUGUAUUGCUGGAACUGAUAAUUGUGUCAAAAUCUGGGAUUUAAGAAGGAUGACAACGAUGAAAUAUUGCUUAGAAACUGGUCAUUCAUGUUAUGGAGCUUAUUAUAGUCAAUCGGGUAGUCAUAUUAUGGCUACAACUCGAGAUGAUAAGGUUAUAUCAUUUUCGAGCAAUGAUAUACAAAAUUCAAUUGAUCCACUUAAUAUUCGACCAACAACAAAGAUUUAUCAUCGAAAUUAUGUUAAUCGUUUUGUAACACCAUUUAUGGCUGAAUCUUAUUCUAUGUUUGAUUCUUACUUUCUUAUUGGUUCAAAUGAUCAUCCUCGAGAAAUAACUGUUAUUGAUGAAAAUUGUAAAAAAAUAUGUUCAUUACGUAGUGAAAAUUUAAAUUCAUUAGCUACAGUUAAUGUUGGUCAUCAAACACUUCCAAUAAUUGUUGGUGGAAAUUCAAGUGGACGUAUUCAUGUCUUUACAGGUCAAAUUUAG
Adineta steineri is the source of this 1548-nucleotide messenger RNA. The record is from the annotation of a GenBank genome assembly. NCBI's taxonomy places the organism in Eukaryota, Metazoa, Rotifera, Eurotatoria, Adinetida, Adinetidae.